UUCUUCUGAGUAUUUUUAUUCUCAAACGAAUUAAUUUACUCAUGGCUGUCUCUAAAACUCUUGUGCUCCUUUUCGCCACAUCCAUCUUCUUAGCUUUCGGAUUGGUGGCAGAGGCUGAACCUCGUGCGUUUUUCGUGUUUGGAGACUCGUUGGUCGACAGCGGCAACAACAAUUACUUGGUUACUUCUGCACGAGCCGAUGCACCUCCUUACGGCAUCGAUCACCCCACGCAUCGAGCCACUGGACGUUUCUCCAAUGGCUACAACAUUCCUGACCUUAUCAGUCAGCGUAUCGGGUCUGAGCCAACGCUGCCGUACUUGAGCCCACAACUCCGCGGGCAAAAGCUUCUUAUCGGUGCCAACUUUGCGUCUGCAGGGAUUGGAAUACUGAAUGACACCGGAAUCCAAUUUGUGAACAUAGUUCGGGCACCGAUGCAACUUGCGUACUUUAAACAAUACCAGCAACGAGUGAGUGCACUUAUAGGACCCGAAAAGACGAAAGAGCUCGUAAACAAUGCCCUCGUCCUCGUGACACUCGGUGGUAAUGACUUCGUUAACAAUUAUUACCUAGUCCCGUUAUCCGCACGAUCCCGUCAAUACAAUCUCCAGGAUUACGUUCCUUAUAUCAUAUCCGAAUACAGAAAGAUUUUAAUGAGGUUGUACGACUUGGGAGCUCGCAGGGUACUCGUGACUGGAACGGGUCCGUUAGGAUGUGUACCUGCAGAACUGGCUCAACAUAGCAGAAACGGCGAAUGUGCAGCCGAGCUUCAAAGGGCUUCAUCUCUGUUCAACCCACAAUUAGACGAUAUGCUUACUGGUCUCAAUAACGAACUCGGUAAUCACGUGUUUAUCGGUGUAAACACAAAGCAGAUGCACAAUGAUUUCAUGACUAAUCCAACAGCUUAUGGAUUCGUUACUGCGAAAAUGGCAUGCUGCGGACAAGGGCCAUACAACGGGAUUGGAUUAUGUACCCCGAUGUCGAACUUAUGCUCGAACAGAGAUCUGUAUGUGUUUUGGGAUGCAUUUCAUCCAUCGGAAAAGGCGAACAGACUUAUAGUAGAUCAGAUUAUGAUCGGAUCAAAUGAGUACAUGAAUCCGAUGAAUCUGAGCACCAUUUUGGCCUUGGAUUCUAAUAAUUAAUCAGUAAUCAGCUGUAGCUAGCUAUUUGUGUGGAUCUAAAGAGAUACUCUACAAUCACAGUCCCAAAUGCCUGUUUUUUGGAGUUACAUUGUUGUUUUAAUGUUUCAUGAUGAGUGAUGAUCUGG
Molecule: messenger RNA, 1264 nt
Organism: Cynara cardunculus var. scolymus (artichoke)
Lineage: Eukaryota; Viridiplantae; Streptophyta; Magnoliopsida; Asterales; Asteraceae
Product: GDSL esterase/lipase At5g33370-like
Exons: 5
Coding region: 42-1139 (365 amino acids)
Molecular function (GO): hydrolase activity, acting on ester bonds
Source: RefSeq, a predicted model, not a curated record